Cyprinodon tularosa is the source of this 4945-nucleotide messenger RNA. Its product is annotated as mitogen-activated protein kinase kinase kinase kinase 4-like. Gene Ontology annotation, biological process: protein phosphorylation. Bases 237 to 4640 code for a protein of 1467 amino acids. The transcript is spliced from 33 exons. Gene Ontology annotation, molecular function: ATP binding; protein kinase activity. NCBI's taxonomy places the organism in Eukaryota, Metazoa, Chordata, Actinopteri, Cyprinodontiformes, Cyprinodontidae. The record is from RefSeq and is a predicted model, not a curated record.
GAGCGAGGCAGCAGCAGCAGCAGUAGCACUUGGAGCUCGCUGCCACCUCAACAUGGAGUAGCUGGAGCCGAGCUCUUAGUUCCGAAGAGCGGGUUCCGUUGAGAGGAAUACCCGGCGCCAUAUAUUUUAUUUAUCUGCCAAAAAUAAAAAUUAUAAAAAAUAUAUAUAUAACACGCAAAUGGUAAAGCGGCUAUAUUUAGCAGAGUCACUGGGAAGCCCGGCUUUUAUUUGAAAAGAUGGCGAACGACUCUCCAGCUAAAAGUCUGGUAGACAUAGACUUGGCUUCAUUGCGGGAUCCGGCUGGGAUAUUUGAGCUUGUGGAGGUAGUUGGAAAUGGCACCUAUGGACAAGUAUACAAGGGACGUCAUGUCAAGACUGGACAGCUGGCUGCCAUCAAAGUCAUGGACGUCACAGAGGAUGAAGAGGAGGAAAUUAAAUUGGAGAUCAAUAUGCUUAAGAAGUAUUCCCACCACAGAAACAUAGCCACCUACUACGGUGCUUUUAUUAAAAAGAGUCCCCCAGGACAUGACGACCAGCUAUGGCUGGUGAUGGAGUUCUGUGGUGCUGGUUCAAUCACAGACCUGGUGAAAAACACAAAGGGAAAUCAGUUAAAGGAAGAUUGGAUCGCCUACAUUUCCAGGGAGAUUCUCAGAGGUCUGGCCCACUUACACGCCCACCACGUGAUCCACCGUGACAUCAAAGGCCAGAACGUCCUGCUGACUGAGAACGCUGAAGUCAAGCUCGUGGACUUUGGUGUGAGCGCUCAGCUGGAUCGGACGGUAGGGAGGAGAAACACGUUCAUCGGCACUCCAUAUUGGAUGGCCCCAGAGGUCAUCGCUUGCGAUGAGAACCCAGACGCCACAUAUGAUUACAGGAGCGAUCUGUGGUCAUGUGGCAUCACGGCGAUUGAGAUGGCUGAAGGGGCGCCCCCGCUUUGUGACAUGCACCCCAUGCGAGCUCUCUUCCUCAUUCCAAGAAACCCUCCACCCAGGCUCAAAUCCAAAAAAUGGUCCAAAAAGUUUUUUAGCUUCAUAGAGAGCUGUUUGGUGAAGAACUACACGCAGCGUCCUCCAACCGACCAGCUGCUGAAGCAUCCCUUCAUUCGUGACCAGCCCAAUGAGAGGCAAGUUAGGAUACAGCUCAAAGACCACAUCGACCGGACCAAGAAGAAGAGGGGGGAAAAAGAUGAAACGGAGUACGAGUACAGCGGCAGUGAAGAUGAGGAAGAGGAUCCUCCUGAGCAGGAAGGAGAGCCCAGCUCGAUCGUCAACGUGCCAGGAGAGUCGACUCUGCGCCGCGACUUCAUCCGCCUUCAGCAGGAGAACAAGGAGCGUUCAGAGGCGCUCCGUCACCAGCAGCUCCUUCAGGAGCAGCAGCUCCGCGAGCAGGAGGAGUACAAGCGUCAACUGCUGGCUGAAAGACAGAAACGCAUCGAACAACAGAAGGAACAGAGGAGGAGGCUGGAAGAGCAACAGAGGCGCGAACGGGAGAUGAGGAGGCAACAAGAGCGCGAGCAGCGGCGGAGGGAGCAAGAGGAGAAGAGGCGUAUGGAGGAGAUGGAACGCAGACGCAAAGAGGAGGAGGAACGGCGGCGAGCCGAGGAGGAGAAGAGACGGAAUGACCGUGAGCAGGAGUACAUCAGGCGUCAGCUGGAGGAGGAGCAGCGACAUCUGGAGAAGCUGCAGGAGCAGCUGCUUCGAGAACAGGCCAUGCUGCUGGAGUUCAAGUGGCGCGAGCUGGAGGAGCAGCGCAAGGCAGAGCGCCUCCACAAGCGGCUGCAGCAGGAGCAGACUUACCUGUUGUCAUUGCAGCACCAAUCUAAACAGCAGCCUGCCGACGUGUCCGAAACCCCCCUAGACUGUAAAAACCCUCCACAGACCUCGCUGCCCCCUGAUGGAGUCCACACCCCUUCCUCAAAUGCUGAGGUCCUUAACACUACUGCCCCUGGAGAGAGCGCUAACUCCCAAGCAGCAGUGCAACAUGGGAUUGAUGAGAGCACUCCCUCUGUUACUGAAACCCUCGCUGACUCUAAAACUCCCAAAGCAAAAAGUACGGAGGCUGACAGGCUCACGGAGCCUGCUACUCACCUCCCCCAGCCUGUCAGAGAGGCUGACGAGCGUUUCCGUAAGAACAUUCAGGGCUCCCCACAGUCUGCCCCUCCUUCCAAGCAGCCCCCUCUGCCUCCCCGCUCCUCUGAACCUUUCUCCAACGGGGGCCCCGCCUCGGAGGCCUCCGCCAUGCACCGCCCCAUGGAGCCUCAGGUCCAGUGGUCCCACCUGGCUGCUCUAAAGAGCAGCAACAGUGCAGCCCCCUCUCCUCCUCCUCCACCUGUGGUCUCUCGCUCCCAGUCCUUCAGCGAGUCUGGUGGUGUGAACUCUAGCUUUGCACAACUUCACCUGCGGUCCCAGGACCCCCACCAUCAUCAUCACCCAUUGCCUGCACGCCCCGACCCCCAACCUCCCCUCCACCACCCUCAGGCUCAGACCAGGCUUGAACGCCAGACCAGCAGUGAGGAGGUCCCUCCUAAGGUACCAGUGAGGACAACAUCCAGGUCUCCUGUGCUGUCACGCCGAGAGUCACCUCUACCAUUACAGCCCAACAACCAGAGGAGUGCAGGCAGUAGUGUGGAGCAGCGCCCCCUGUGGGACAGAGUGGAGAAACUGCAGUCUAGACCAGGCAGUGGCAGCUCCUCUGGAUCUAAUGCCAGCUCCCAGGCCAGUCCAGGCGACCGCUUCAGGCCACGUUGUGAGUCACCUGCUUCCUCUAAAUCGGAAGGAUCGCCUCUCCAGCGUCCAGAAAACAUCCUAAAAAAAACAGAUGAGAAGAACUCCUCCAGACCCACGCGACCCGCUGGUGACACGGACCUGGCGGCUCUGGCCAAAGAGCUGCGUGCAGUAGAUGACGUGCGGCCUCCUCACAAGGUGACGGACUACUCCUCGUCGAGCGACGAUUCCGGCACCACUGAUGAUGAAGAUGAGGAGGAGGUGGACCAGGAGGCAGGAGAUGAGUCUACCUCAGGGGCUGAGGACUCCAGAGCAGGGAGGCUGAGUAAUGGAGAGACAGAUUCUGCUAAGACCAUGCUGGUGGAGGACCUGGAGAGUGAACAAGCCACCACACCUUCCAAAGAUGGCACCCUGGUCAUCAGACAGAGCACAGCUGACAUAAAGCGGUUGGUCAGUCUCUCAUCUUCCUCCUCUUCCUCGCCUGGCCCUGGCCCAGGGCACGGCCUCCCAGAGAAAAACGGCUUUCCCGGCCACAUUCACUACCUACCAGACCUUAUCCAGCAGAGCCAUCACUCCCCUUCCUCUUCUACAACCAUCCUUUCCUCCAUCUCCAUGUCUCCCUCCUCCUCCUCUUCCUCCUUUCAGUCAUCUUCUAGCCAGGCCAGUCCUGGAAUGUGUCCACAAAUUCCCUUGGAUGAGCUCACUGCCAUAGAGUCCCAGUCAGAGAACAACUCAAUGUCCAAACACAAGUCCUCUUCGUCAUUCACACCCUUCAUUGACCCCCGUCUUCUUCAGAUAUCUCCAUCCAGUGGCAGCUCCCUGAACAACAUGGCUGGAUUUGGGCAAGAAGGACGCCUCCCAGACCCGCUGAGAGCCGACCCGUCCCGAAAAGGAUCCGUGGUCAACGUCAACCCGGUCAACACGCGUCCACCCAGCGACACUCCAGAGAUCCGCAAAUACAAGAAGAGGUUCAACUCUGAGAUCCUGUGUGCAGCACUGUGGGGAGUCAAUCUGCUGGUGGGGACGGAGAGCGGGCUGAUGUUACUGGACAGGAGCGGCCAGGGGAAAGUUUACCCCCUCAUCAACCGGCGCCGUAUCCAGCAGAUGGACGUCCUGGAGGGACUCAAUGUUCUGGUCACCAUAUCAGGUAAAAAGAACAAGCUGCGGGUGUAUUACUUGUCGUGGCUCAGGAAUAAGAUUUUGCACAACGAUCCUGAGGUGGAGAAGAAGCAGGGCUGGGUGAACGUGGGCGACCUCGAGGGCUGCGUCCACUACAAAGUCGUGAAGUAUGAGAGGAUUAAAUUUUUGGUACUGGCUUUGAAGAACUCGGUGGAGGUCUACGCCUGGGCACCCAAACCCUACCAUAAAUUUAUGGCUUUUAAAUCUUUUGGCGACCUGGUGCACAAGCCUCUGCUGGUUGACUUGACUGUGGAGGAAGGUCAGAGGUUAAAGGUCAUCUAUGGCUCCUGCUCAGGCUUCCACGCCGUCGAUGUGGAUUCCGGCGCCGUCUACGACAUCUAUCUGCCCACACAUAUCCAGACCAACAUUCAGUGCCACGCCAUCAUCAUCCUCCCCAACACAGACGGCAUAGAGCUGCUGGUGUGCUACGAGGAUGAGGGAGUCUAUGUGAACACCUAUGGCCGUAUAACCAAGGAUGUGGUGCUACAGUGGGGGGAAAUGCCAACAUCAGUGGCCUACAUUAGGUCAAACCAGAUAAUGGGCUGGGGUGAGAAGGCCAUCGAGAUCCGCUCAGUGGAGACUGGACACCUGGACGGCGUCUUUAUGCACAAAAGAGCUCAGAGACUUAAAUUCCUUUGUGAGAGGAAUGACAAGGUCUUCUUCGCCUCCGUACGUCAAGGCGGUGCCAGCCAGGUGUAUUUCAUGACUCUGGGACGCACCUCCCUAAUGAGCUGGUAGCCAACGCCACGGCAACCGACGACGACCGUAACCUACAACAGAGAGAGUAACACUCCUGAGCCUGACCUGGUGGAGCACCUCAUCCUCGGGGAAACCAGCCUGUUUGGACUGUUUAUGAAAAUGAGGCAGGGAAUGGAUGGAGGCAUGUUAGGUUUGUCCCCCCCUCCCUCCCCUCUUUAGGUCUGUAGUCACCUUGCUGCCCUCCCCUCGUCGUCCUCUGGGGGGGAGUGGUAGUUGUUGAUUUUUGUGUCACGGUAAAGCUUUGCAUCUUGUAUGUAAUUAAAGCGUGUUUCGUCUUGAAGGGA